Molecule: messenger RNA, 1187 nt
Organism: Notolabrus celidotus (New Zealand spotty)
Lineage: Eukaryota; Metazoa; Chordata; Actinopteri; Labriformes; Labridae
Gene: dnajc9
Product: DnaJ (Hsp40) homolog, subfamily C, member 9
Exons: 5
Coding region: 190-957 (255 amino acids)
Cellular component (GO): nucleus; cytoplasm
Molecular function (GO): heat shock protein binding
Source: RefSeq, a predicted model, not a curated record
GUCACAGUACGUAAAGGAGUUUGUGACAGUCCAGCGCGCCAAAUUAAUACAGUCAACAAAGACAGAGCUGAACAUUGUCCUGUUCUUACUUCUGCUCUACAAAACCGCAAAACUCAGCUGUAGAGCCGUCAGGACGUGAGACGGAUCAUACUUUACCCGUCAGACUCGAGUCAGAACACCAGCUGAAGGAUGGGUUUGCUCGAGCGGUGUCAGGAGCUCUUCAAGACCGAAAACCUGUACGAGGUGCUGGGCAUCAACAAAGAGGCAACCGAGGCAGACAUCCGGAAGAGCUACUACAAAGUGUCCCUCAAAGUCCACCCUGACCGGGCUCCUGAAGACCCGCAGGCCACGGAGAAAUUCCAGGUGUUGGGAAAACUGUAUGCGGUGCUCAGCGAUAAGGAGCAGAGAGCUGUGUAUGAUGAGCAGGGGGUGGUGGAUGAGGAGUCUGACGUCUUGAGUCAAGAUCGCUGCUGGGAGGACUACUGGAGACUGCUGUUCCCUAAGAUCACAGUGCAGGACAUCCUCGAGUUCGAGAAGAAGUACAAAGGCUCGGAUGAGGAGCGGGAGGAUUUGAUCAAGCUGUAUGUGCAGCACCAGGGAGACAUGGAUGCCAUAACAGCCUCGGCUCUGUGCUGCUCCCAGGAAGACGAGCCCAGGCUCGCCGGCAUCAUCCAGGCGGCCAUCGAGAGCGAAGAAGUCACAGCGUUCCCGGCGUUUACUCAGGAGAAGGACAAGAAGAAGAGGGCUCGCAGGAAGAGGGCUGAUCGAGAGCGAGAAGAAGCAGAAGAAAUGCAGAAGGAGAUGGGGCUCGGAGAUGAAGAUGACAGUCUUGUGAUGAUGCUUAAGCAAAGACAACAGUCAAGAGAGAAGAAUUUUAACAGUUUCCUGUCUGAUCUUGAGGCGAAAUACUCAAAGAAGAGUGAUAAACCCCAAAAAGGGAAAAGAGGUAAAAAGUAAGAAACAUCCAGGCUCUGGUUUUAUGGACAACAUGUACAGAAAUCUUCAUUUGUUCAUUAUUAAGAUGAAUAAGCUAGUUAAACGCUCUGUUAUGCUUAUGUGCACUAACCCAACUUAAAGGAGUUUUAUGUGGCGCUUUGAUUCAAAAUGUAAAUGCAUCUUUUAUUUCUUGUCAUGUACUUUGCUGUCUUCAUCAACACAAAUAAAUUCAUAUUUAUGCGUUGUUUGUA